AUGAAGGUUCUGUUCUUUAACCCGUGGGCGCUGCAGAUGAAGGUUCUGUUCUUUAAACCGUGGGCGCUGCAGAUGAAGGUUCUGUACUUUAACCCGUGGGCGCUGCAGAUGAAGGUUCUGUUCUUUAACCCGUGGGCGCCGCAGAUGAAGGUUCUGUUCUUUAACCCGUGGGCGCUGCAGAUUAAGGUUCUGUUCUUUAACCUGUGGGCGCUGCAGAUGAAGGUUCUGUUCUUUAACCCGUGGGCGCCGCCAGGAGUUUGUUCUUACGUGCAGAUGAAGGUUCUGUUCUUUAACCCGUGGGCGCUGCAGAUGAAGGUUCUGUUCUUUAACCCGUGCGCGCCGCAGAUGAAGGUUCUGUUCUUUAACCCGUGUGCGCUGCAGAUGAAGGUUCUGUUCUUUAACCCGUGGGCGCUGCAGAAUAAGGUUCUGUUCUUUAACCCGUGGGCGCUGCAGAUGAAGGUUCUGUUCUUUAACCCGUGGGCGCUGCAGAUGAAGGUUCUGUUCUUUAACCCGUGGGCGCCGCAGAUGAAGGUUCUGUUCUUUAACCUGUGGGCGCUGCAGAUGAAGGUUCUGUUCUUUAAACCGUGGGCGCUGCAGAUGAAGGUGUCUUAA
Molecule: messenger RNA, 612 nt
Organism: Knipowitschia caucasica
Lineage: Eukaryota; Metazoa; Chordata; Actinopteri; Gobiiformes; Gobiidae
Source: the annotation of a GenBank genome assembly